This is a messenger RNA of Lates calcarifer (barramundi perch), 6001 nucleotides long. Its product is annotated as zinc finger protein Eos. Gene Ontology annotation, biological process: regulation of transcription by RNA polymerase II. The transcript has 8 exons. NCBI's taxonomy places the organism in Eukaryota, Metazoa, Chordata, Actinopteri, Centropomidae. Gene Ontology annotation, molecular function: RNA polymerase II cis-regulatory region sequence-specific DNA binding; DNA-binding transcription factor activity. The record is from RefSeq and is a predicted model, not a curated record. The coding region runs from base 395 to 2128 and encodes 577 amino acids.
UUGUGCUGUGCCGUGAAAGUCCGUUUCAAGCUUUGAGGGAGAGUACGUUAGCUAGCCAGCUAACCCAUAGCUGGUUAGCCAUAGCACUCUGGGAGGCGGUGGGUGCCAUAGCAACGGUUUAAGAAACAUUGACUGUGGUGGCUAGCAAGCUAAGAUAGUUCAGGCUAACGGUGGUUUGUUAUGCUAACGUUAAACAAGGCGUCGUAGAGACUUCAGUGUCCAGUUUAGCGUUAGGCAGCCACAAGUCAUUGUUUUCUACAUUGCGCCAGUGCGCAUAUUAUUUAGCUGUCACAUUGCUCCGUGCUUCUUAGUAAGCUGUCUAGGAUGGCAGAUUGUUGUAACGUUACAGUGUUGUGUUGAGCUAACUUGGCUAACGUAUUCUGCUUUAACUAGUAUGGAUGUUGAUGACUGCAAUGGCCGGUCUUAUAUAUCAGCUAGUGGAGACUCCUCAAUGGAAAGAGAGUUUUCUGGAGCCCUUGGAGGUCCAACAGUGAGCACCCCAAACAGCAAGGAGACAUCUCCUAGUCGCUCUCUCAGUGCCAACUCCAUUAAAGUGGAGUUGUACAGUGAUGAAGACCCAGGUCGCAGUACUGAGGAUGAAAGAGGGGAGCGGGUAGAGGAAGGAGGUCCUGAGCAGACAUCCGAGGCUGUUGGAGGCUACAGGGAGCUCACCAAUCCUGAAACCAUGCCAACUGGAGCCACCAGGCUGCCAAAUGGAAAGCUAAAGUGUGACGUCUGUGGAAUGAUCUGCAUUGGGCCUAAUGUUCUCAUGGUGCACAAACGCAGCCAUACAGGUGAGCGACCAUUCCAGUGUAAUCAGUGUGGCGCCUCCUUCACUCAGAAGGGUAACCUGCUCCGUCACAUCAAGCUGCACUCAGGGGAGAAGCCCUUUAAAUGUCCCUUCUGCAGCUAUGCCUGUCGAAGACGAGAUGCACUCACUGGCCACCUUCGCACUCAUGCAGUGUCUUCUCCAACUGUAGGGAAGCCGUAUAAGUGCAGUUAUUGUGGCCGUAGUUACAAACAGCAAAGCACCCUGGAGGAGCACCGUGAGCGUUGCCACAGCUACUUACAGAGUCUGGAGUCACAGCAGCCAUCCAGUGCACAGAAUCCAGGAGAGGAGAUGAGAGAGCUAGAGUUUAUACCCGACUCUCUACUGCAACCCUCCUCAGACAAGAUGGCAUUUAUCGAUCGGCUCGCCAACAGCAUCACCAAACGCAAGAGAUCCACACCACAAAAAUUUGUAGGGCAGAAGCACAUACGCCUCAACCUUGGAGAUGCACCUUAUGAGCUCAGUGCUGGUUUGGAUAAAGAUGGGGAGAUGCACGUAGGGGACCUUGAAGCCCCGCACUUUACUGGUCUGGGAGGAGAAUACACAGGCAUAGCCGGUAAUGGAGGAGGGGUGUCAGACACACUAAGGCCUCUCCACCUUCCUGCCACUCACCCUUCAUGUCUAUCGGAACUCAGGCCGAUCCACAGCUCCUCUAACACCCCCGUCGCUCUAGGUCCAAGGCUGGACUGUACAGGAACAGGAACUGGACUGGGAUCUGCGGGUGUCGGGGGAAGGGAGGCAGCAGAGGGUCACGAAGACCUGCCCAUCGGUCGAAGUCAUGCGCCCUCACCUAGCAAUGGUUGUCAGGACUCUACAGACACAGAGAGCAUGCCAGAUGAGCCAUGCAAUAGUACUGCUCCAACUCCAACCCUGCACAGUAACAAUGGCCAUCAUCUCCUCCACUCCAACAACCAUAACCCAGUGCCUCCCCCCAUUGCACACCACAGGAGUCGGGACAGACACAGCCCCAGCCACGCCAAAGAAAGGGAGGUAGAAAGAGAGGAUGGAGGCCACUCAGCCCCACCACCUCCUGCACUCGCUCCAACUCCCAGCUCACCUACAGCACCCUCCUCCACCUCCAGGGAGGCUUUUCGGGUUGUAGAUGCAGAGGGGCGGGCUGUGCGCUCUUUCCGUUGCGAGCACUGCCGUGUGCUUUUCCUGGACCAUGUCAUGUUUACCAUCCACAUGGGCUGCCACGGUUUUCGUCAGCCUUUUGAGUGUAACAUCUGUGGCCACCGCAGCCAGGACCGCUAUGAAUUUUCUUCACACAUCGUCCGCGGAGAGCACAUCCUUGACUGAAGAUGAAGGGUGGACAACCUGCUUCACCUAGAACUAUUUUUACACUGAGACAAGGACCUGGCUGGGUUUGGUCUGCACACAAGCUAAAAAGAGCACCGAUGACGUGAAACUGAUUCAGAUAUUUCAAAGAGGCAUUGGUACAGUAAGUAAGUACCAGCAUUAAUGAAAACUUUAUAUUAAUGUUUCUAGAAUUAUAAUAGUGGCCCUCAAUAUUUUCAAUGCACUUUGAACAACAAAAAAUGCACUUAUAAUUAAAUGUAUUCUAAAGUAGAUGAGGAGCCAGUUCUCUUUUUCAUCCACAGAUGUGCCUUGCUCCAAAAUCCAGGAUUCAAACCUGAUGCACAAAUCAUUGAAGACAAAUCUAAGUUUUGUCCAUAACCUAAAAACUUUCCCCUCUUGUGCACUUUAAUAAAAAUAACAAAUAAUUAAAAAUUAAUGUGAAGUUGAUGGGCUCGCCUACAAUGGAAUCUGUAGCUUGUAAUGCCUUGUUCUUAAAGCACUUUUUCAGUUAAAUGAUUCCCUAACAAAAAUGACAUCCUGCAGUUUCAUUCUGACUUGGGAUUGACUGUGUACAAUGGAUCGCUUUUUAGAAUGCAAAGUGAAGUGCAGACCAAACUCAAAAACCAGGUCCAAGUUGAAUAGAUGUGUUUGAGGAGUUGUCCGUGAAUUAGAAAUGCACUUUUGUUUUUCAUGUGGGUUUGAGUGACAGAUCUUAGUGUGUGUGUGCAUGAGAGUGUGUGUGUGUGUGUGUGUGUGUGUGUGUGUGAGAGUGAGAGAGAGAGAGAGAGAGAAAGAGUGACCCUGUAUUUUUUGGAAGUAAAUUGAAUAAGUAAGUGAAAAAUGAAGGCCUUUAUUUGUGUGAAUGCUGAAUGGGGCUGUGUAUGAAAUGUUUUUUCUUUUCUAUGACUGCUUUUGUUGCACUGAUACCUGCCAGAAUACUAUGAUUAUAUUAAACUAUUUUGUAGAAUACAUUAAUGACCUGCACAUUUCUCUCAAAUGUGAGAAAAACUGUUUUUUUUUUCUCACUAGGAAAGGAUUAUGAGUAUCACUGCCACAAUUUUAGAGAUUACUGAAGAGGUUAGGGUCUUUGAAGUCCUUGACAUUUUCCUUUUUAUCACUCCAUCAAACUUCAAACCAACACUAAUAUAUUUAUGCUAUAUUUAAACAUGAUUUUGGUGUUAUUAUCUCAUUGUAUUGUGCCUUUCUUCACCCUGAUCACACCUUGUUGACCAGACUGUAGGACAUGAGCUACAAGGUCACGUUCAUUGUGGGUGAUGUUAGAGAUUGUGACUUACUAAAAAGAUUUAAGCACUCCAGGUGUUUUCCAGACGCUGUAAAGUCUCUGGCUUAUGGCUUUGCACAAAAUCUAUUUAUCCUAUUCAGAUAUGGCUGAUUUUUUUUAGUGUUGGCAAAGAACCAAUUCUGCUAAUUUAUCAAAGACUAAAUGUGCAUGGCAUUUGGCACAUGCUGCUAUGACAAGAAUGAGUGCAGUGUACAGUGGCAGUUUACUACCGUCCUCACAGAUUGAAUCCCAAAAAGAUGUUUUAUUUGUUUUGUUUUUUUUUUCUCUGAACAUAUUUCAGUCCACACAGUCACCAGGCACUGAUGUGACAGUGACAGAGUGGAACAGGUGUUUAUUUCAGUUCAGUUUUGUCAGUUGUGAUUUAUAAUAAAAGAUCCUGUCUUAGUAAAAUUGUACAGAAAGGAAAUAUACGUUAAGAGAAAUGUGUUGGUUCAAAGAACACCGUCAGCUUGUGAUUCUGGCUGUUUACAUGUCGAAACAAUGGAGAUGGUUAUUUUAGCCACUUUUUGUUGAUAGUUCAUGUUACACACUUUAAGCACAAUGAGUUGUACUGUCCCACAGGCUAACUUGGUAAAGUCUAGAUUACAGAAUUGGGCACAAAAAUGAAUACUCAGAUUAUGUUGAUAAACAGGACGUUUGUAGAUGAGAUAUGUACAUCAUAUAUGCACUGAUAUCCAAAAAGGCUGGAAAAAUACUGACAGUCAAAAUCAUCAGCUGACAUGAGCCCAUUAAUUUCAGUGUGGCGCAAAAAAACAGCUUAUUGAACAAACUGUCCCCAAUAUGUUUAUCAGAACUUUUAUUUUGAUAUUAUUUCAUAAAAGUGUAGAUCUUUUCAGUUUCAAUAAAUGUUGCUUCUCAGACGUCUUUUCAGAAGCAGGCUGAGCAGAAACCAAUGAACCAUUCAAGGCUCUAAAUGGACAUUUAAGUUUAUUUUAGCAUUGGGAACAGUUCCUGGUUCUGUCAUGGUCUGAAUUUAACUCAUGUAUGAGUUCUCACAAUUUUAAGUAGUGUAAACUCCAAAAUAUUGCUGUUUUUUAUGAAGAGGAAUAAAAAAAAAGUGCUUGGUUAUUAUAUCAUUUUUAGAUCACAGUGAGUGUGGUUCUGUAAAAUGUGGCUGAGCCAAAGAACCACUACUUCCUACUGUACGCACUUUUCCUUAUUAGAGUAGCAAAAUGAAAAAAAAUCAAAGUAAAUGAAUAUAUUUGUACAUAUAGUAUGAAAUAUGAAGAAGCUGCAAGGUAAUUUUUUUCCACUGCUUUGUCAGAAGAAACUUAUAGAUGUUAAAAACUCUUCUCCCCUUAGUUUUACAGAAUACGUUUAGCAAAGAUAAUUUCGGGUUUCCCUCUGAAAAAUAAACAAUGUAAAUGUUAACCUCAGUUCAUUUUUGUUUUAAGAAUUGUUGAGAGUUCUUAAGUGGAGCUACUUUUGUUUGAGGGAUGGUUUUAUAGUCUGUUGUUGACACAAUGCAAUGUGACACACAAACCAAAACAGGUGGUUAAAUCGUUUUUUUUCCAGAGUUACAGUUUAAUAAUUUAAAAUCAGAUUAUCUUGCCUUAAUAUAAGAAUACAGACUGUUAUGUCACAUCAAGACAGAGGUUGGUUUGUAAAUUGAACAUCACAGAAUCUGGAAAUUCAGUAUGACUUUAAUGUAAAUGAUUUGACACCAAAGUUGUCAUUGCAGAUCACUGAAAUUGUCAUGGAGUCAUUUUGCAUGAGGAAAAAAAAAGCUUUUACAGACAAGUUUCAUCUUACACCCUGCUUCACUGUGUAUAUUCUGAUUUAGGCAACGACUUGUCUCUACAAAGGCCCAGGUGUGAUCUUUCUCCAGUUGGUGUGAUUUUUGUGUAGUAGACUUUGCUAUUGUGCCUUUAGCCUGAGGUCUUUUUUGCAUUUUUCCCCCUCAACAGUUCAAAUUCUCACCCUUUAAGUGUAAAGCUUAUUUUGUUAAUCCUGUGGUGCAAGUACUGCACAUUAUAAAAGGCUCCACAUUAUUUUGGAUAUCUUUAAAGUUUUUAUUCACCAACUAUUCAACUGUAGAGUAUAACUAAAACCACCAGUGCUCAGUGACCCUGGUCAGAGCCCGUUUUUAAUUUUUACAGCCAGACAACCAUAGAUCCAUCAGAACAACUUUGGUAAUGCUGGCAGCUAGGGAGCCAAAGAAAUAACUCUUAAAUGUGUAAAACUUCCCAUACACCUCAACCUGCAGCCAUUAUGUUGGACUGUAGUGAAAAAUGCUGUAGAAAAAUAGAAUAUUUAAAAAAAAAAAAAGCUUGGAGCUCUAGUCCAUGUUUCAGCUAACCCCCUGCAGAAUUGUACUUUUAAGUCCUAAGUUCUGCCUCAAAGUAGGUGCAUAUUCACUAUCUAAGAGCCUGCUUUCCCUUCACAAGUUGCAAGUUUGGACAUAGAUUUUUCUUUUAUUUUUUUUUAUUUCUGUGUGCUACACUGGGCAGUAAUGUGCUUCUAAACCUGAUGCAUGUGGUACCAACGCUGUUUGCUCCUCAACCUACACCCCAAUCACCUUUCUGUUGUAUUCUUAAGGACAACCAAAUAAACUGUCUACUCCAAUUUAA